This is a messenger RNA of Caenorhabditis bovis, 1263 nucleotides long. NCBI's taxonomy places the organism in Eukaryota, Metazoa, Nematoda, Chromadorea, Rhabditida, Rhabditidae. The record is from the annotation of a GenBank genome assembly.
AUGAACUCCUCUGAAGACGUCGUCCACCACCAAUACGAUAGUGGUCCGUCGCCAGCCGUCGUUGCUCCAGGCUCCGCCCCAACGUCAGGCGCAAUUCAGUUAGCUCCGUCGGCGGCGGCGCCGGCGCCAACAUUCGACUCGACAUGGUUCCCAUCGCCCUACACCCAUCCGCAUUAUAAUUCCGAGAUCUAUCAGGAUCUCGGUCAUUCAUUGAAGUAUGACUUCGACGCGGCGACACCGACGAGCAUCUACCCGAAAGAACAAUCGAUGCCGUUACCCACCAUCGAUAUAACCGGCUCGUCAAACUCAAUGAUCACAAUUGAGACGAUCGACGUCGGCAGUGUGAACGACGACAAGACGGGCGUCUGCAACGGCUCCGAAGGUUGCUCAUCAGUUGAAUGUAGUAUCUCGCCGGACUCGAUGCCGUUGGUCAAACGCGGUCGGCCGACAGAGAACCCGUGUUGGGGCUAUUUUUUGCGGCUCGACGAGCAAUUGGUAAAAUGCCGGUUGUGCACCAAAAUGGUGAAGUCGGCGUGCGCCACCAACAUGACGAAACACUUGGAGCGACACCAUUCGGGCGAUUAUGAGAAGCUCGCCGAGCAGAUCAGACUCGAACGAUUGGCGGAGAGUAGCGGAUUGUCUCGCAACAAAUUCACUCGACUCUUCGAUGCGGAUUACGACGAGAAGCCUAACUUCGAGACGCCGGCGCCGACGCCACAAAACGGUCCGCCGCCGAACUACUACGAUCAGCAAAUGGAGUAUCAGCCGCAGUCGGGCAUCGAGUUCUUCCAGCCGUGGCAACUAAACCACUAUUGGCAGACGCAUGAGACGCCGGUGAUCACGACGGCAGCAGCAGCGGCGGCGGCGGCAGCGGCUGCCGCCGUCAGCAUUCUGCCGAAGACGCCGUCGUCGUCGUCAUCGGCGUCGUCGACAUCGACAACGAAAAGCAGUAAGGCGUCGAUUGGUUCGAACACCGCACACUGGUAUAUUAUAGCGCCCGACCGACCGUAUAUGAAACGCAACCGGAAAACGGAGCACCCGGUUUGGGAGUACUUCAAACGCACCGAAGACGGAAACGCGCAGUGCACAUUGUGCAGCGGAUGCGUGAAAAGCCCAUGCUCAUCCAAUUUCAUGCGCCAUCUCAUGCGCCACCACACUCCCGAAUACAACGAGGUCUACCUUAAAUGGGUACACAAGCGGAAUCUAACCCAGCCGAUGACGCACCAACAACAGCAACAAUUACAGCAGAAAAAUGUUCAUUAG